Molecule: messenger RNA, 231 nt
Organism: Miscanthus lutarioriparius
Lineage: Eukaryota; Viridiplantae; Streptophyta; Magnoliopsida; Poales; Poaceae
Source: the annotation of a GenBank genome assembly
AUGGAAGAGGAGAAAACGGUGCAGUCAGUGCAAAGCCACCAAUGGAGGUUGAUGCCAUUGAAGUCGUGCUUCCUGUCAAUGGAGGAAAAGGCACGAGGGAACGACACUACUCCCAACAGUGAAGCCACCACAAUGGAAGGGUACAUGACUCAGGCUAAAAAGGUAAUUAGAAAAAUCAUUGUGGAAAAUACAACAAGGCUAAAAAGGGUACAUGACUCAAGCUUGUACUAA